CCGGUCCCAUGGGAGCCCGGCGGGCCGGCGGAUAUACCCAUGGCUUUCAGCCCGGGGCUGCUGGUGGUGGCCGGGUCCUUCGCCGCUUUCCGCCUGUUCAACCGGGGGCUGGAGCGGCUCGUGCCGCCGCCGCCCUCGGCCCGGCGCAACCGCUGGAAGUGGCGCAACAUCUGGACAUCGCUGACGCACAGCGUGCUCAGCGGCGGCGGGGCGCUGGCCGGGUUCUACCUCCACCCCGACAUGUCCAAGGACCUGGUGGGCACACACCCGCCCGGGGCACACAGCCUGGUCGCCGUGUCUGUAGGAUAUUUCCUUGAAGACUCUGUGGACUUGUUGUGCAAUCAGAAGCUUCAUCAGUCCUGGGAGGUGCUCUUUCAUCACACUGUGGUCAUCAUCUGCUUCGGUAUUGCCGUGCUGCUCCACCAGUACGUCGGCUUUGCCCUCGUGUCUUUACUGGUGGAGAUCAACACCAUCUUCCUCCACGUGCGGCAGAUCCUGCUCAUGGCCAACCUGGUGCACACCACCUGCUACCGCCUCAACAGCCUCGUCAACAUUGGCACCUACGUGGUGUUCCGCAUCGCCACGCUGGCCUGGAUGACCCGCUGGCUCUUCCUCAAUCGCCAGAACGUUCCCCCGGCCGCCUACGCCGUGGGCACGGUGGGCAUGGCAAUCAUGAUGCCCAUGAACAUCAUCCUCUUCUACCGCCUGCUGCGGAGUGACUUCUUCAAAUCCAGACGGGACGUGCAGCGGGAGAAGGAGGAAUAGCCCCCUCCCCUGCGAAGGAGGGCAGGCCCAAGCCCGUGGAGCAAGUGGAGGGUGAACGUGGCCGUUUCAGUAUCUUGCAGGGAGGGGCUGCACUAACAGAGCAUCCAGGCUUUUCUUGUGGCUCAAAAUCCUGGGCCCUGCACAGCUGAGGAGGUGCUCGUGGACCAGGCACUGUGGCCCUGCUCCCCGAACACUUUGGGAAUGAUGUGGUCGGACAAUUGGGAGCUGCUCAGAGAAGCCUCGACGGCUCUCACAGCUCCCUGAGGCGCCACUGAGACGAGAAGGGAGCAGAGCAGCAUUGUUUCCCCACUGCUCUUCCAGACAUUCCAACACCACAGGGUGUUUCCAAUCCCCCUGGUGCUGCAACUCCCAACAUCCCAUCAGCCACGGGACACUGAGCUCUCUGUGGCAUCUCCUAUGGGACCACCACCAGCAAAGACAGGCCCCAAGGCUUUGCCUUGGAGCUGAUGAUGACUAAAAACCAAACCCUGCACUGAUGAGCCCUCCCCGAGGAGAUUGCCCCAGGAUGACACCUGGCUGGGUGCCUGCUGCCCGCUGUGGGGUGCAGGUCGGGGGCAGCCCCAACCUCUCCUGACAACUGGAGCUUUUCCCCUGUCGUUUUGUCCCCAGGUAAUUUAAGUGCCCAUAAAUGAGCAUGGGAGGGUGCGAGUGGCUGGCGGGAGGAUGCUGUAUGACGGUCACUCCCCACAGAUGUGGGGUUUUCGGGCACCUUUUAGGAUUCAGGCAUCUAUUAGGAAUGCCGAGUAGUGCUGCAGAGCCCAGUGUAAUGCUCUCACCCGGCAGCAAAGGCUCUUACUAACACGAGCUUGUAAUCAAUGGCUGCAAAUGAAGUGGCUUGAGGGGAAAGGACAGAGGGACAAAGGGACACAGCAUCCCAGCUCACUCUGGGGGUGUCACUGCUUAGCACAGUCCCUACUCUGUGUCUCUCUGCCAUGGAGUGAAAAUACACUGUACACUGGCACACUCUACUUCUCUUGUUGGGGUUUUUUCCCACCCCUCUCCUUUCUGUGAACAAGGUUUUUAAAUGCUUUUCUACUCCACAUUUCCUUUUCCUCGCUGAUUCUCACUGGACUCCUCCCCAGCAGCUCAGCACUGUGUAUAUAACAGGAUCAUCCCACUUGGAGUUACGUGAACCAGUCUGGAGAAAUACACCAGGUCAGUCACGUUUCCUUUGUGUGGCAAAUGAGCUUUAGCACAAAAUCUCUCACUUCACUCACUUCACUUGAAGAGCUUGGGGUCAGGCUGGAGAGAGGCACUGCUCAGACAGGGUGGCACGUGUUUUGAGGGAGGAGACACAUUCCUGCUGGGCAGGGAAAGACGAGUGAUCUGUGGGCAGUGUGAGGCUGGAGACAACGCGUGGCCAAAGCUGCUUACGUUUCUAUUUGUGGAGAGCGGGGAAGCUUCCAGGUGCUGGGCACAACUACUCCAGGUUUGGGUACGUCACCUCACGCAGUGGUGAGGUGCCUGUGUGCCCCUCACUGCUCCCAGCUGGGGCAGAACUGUCACCCAGGGCUUUCUCUUGGCUUGACCCAUGUACUCCAAAUUUUCCAGGAGCUGCUCUGCUGAUCCUUGCCCUUAACACAGCCUCUGCAUCUGUUAAAAACGCUGUCUCUGCUCUCCAGCCUCUGCCCACACCCGGGCUGUUUCUGAAGGCCUGGAUUGUGUUGCCACAUUCCUGCUGUCACGUGGAUGUCCUGUACCCCGGGCACGUGGGGAUGGGGGCCAGGGGAGCCUGGUUGCGGCGCCUCUUAAUCCGCCAUGAUUUUCCCACAGGGCUAAGGUGGGAUAAGCAGUGGCUUUGCGGGUCACCGAGGUCAGAUGUGGGGAUGCCCUGUGCUUGUCCAUCCCGAUGGAAAGUGCCACAGCCUUGGCUUGAAAGGUUUUGGGACAGGACUCACCUGUCUUUUCCCACUGUAUGGCGGGGACCACAGGCCUAGAAGGAGCAUCUCAAUCAGGGAAUUAAUUACUGGGGAGCAAUGCCCCAGCCUGCCACCCAAUCACCCCUGCUCCAGCCCCAUCCAACAUCCCUCCAGAACAAGCCUCUGUCCCCAUGGGAGCCCAAACCCUGGCAAAGCUCUAAGGCAAGAGCCUGCCUGGCUGCUGAAUGGCCCUGACAACACAUCGAACCCACCUACAGCGAGCUGGGCCUCACGUUUUCACAGAUGCUGGGCAAGCACUGAGGGUUGGGGGGCACCUAUGCUCCUGGA
This is a messenger RNA of Hirundo rustica (Barn swallow), 2993 nucleotides long. It is a transcript of the gene TLCD2, whose product is annotated as TLC domain containing 2. The coding region runs from base 40 to 765 and encodes 241 amino acids. The transcript is spliced from 4 exons. The record is from RefSeq and is a predicted model, not a curated record. Lineage: Eukaryota; Metazoa; Chordata; Aves; Passeriformes; Hirundinidae. Gene Ontology annotation, biological process: membrane assembly; regulation of membrane lipid distribution; phospholipid homeostasis. Gene Ontology annotation, cellular component: plasma membrane.